UAAAAGUUUUUCAUGAAAAAAAUGUAUCUGUUACAAGGGGGAAAGAAGCCUCCAGGACAGCAGUGAUUUGCCUCAGCUGCACAAAGGCCAGGCCAGAUGGAACAGACUAGCCUUCAUCGAAGGCCGCAGGGAGCCCGGAGCCCCGGAGUCAAGCGUUCGGGUCACGCCUCAACCCCGAGGGGCCUGCGCAUGCUCCGCGCUGCACGCGGCGCCCACGGCCCUGCAGUGAUCCGCAGGAGCCCCGGGAUAGAGAAACCCAGAUGAAAACACAAGCCCGGUGAGAUGUUGGCCGCCUCCUCUGCUGCCCGCGCCGCCACCUCUACACGCACCAAGCCCUCUGUCCCGGAGAAGUCGUAUUUGGUCUCCCUCGAUGGACGAGACCCGGACCAUGCAGGCACCAUGAUCCCGGCGCUGCCUCCCGGGGACCCGCCGCUCAUCCUGGAGCAGCUCAGGAGCCGGGGGCCCGUUUGGCAGCUUCCGCCGGUGCUGCGUGGCCCCCUUAGACCCCAAGCCAGCUUACCAAAAUCAAGGCAGAAGGCCGAGCAUUCGGUGUCCGUACACCUGGACAAGCAGGAAUGGAAUCCUACGAUGCGCAAAAACUGAUUGCGAAGUGGCCUGAGGCAGAGCGUUUUUCAGGCAGGGACGUUGAAAGCUGGAUUUGACAGGGUUCUUUCUUAGGUGAUGGAUCCAGAACUAAACCACAUCCCCAGGCCACCAGUGGAACGAGCAACUCACGAGAUCCUGGGGGCCCAGAAGACAGCAAUGGUGCCAGUGCCCCCUCCAGAGCCCAAAGACCAGGACCCUCCAGCCCUCCAUAUCAGGGCGCUUCCCAAGAAUAUGUCCCACCCUUUUCGAAAGCUCCAUUUAAAUUAAUGGUGAAGAAGUAGCUUCGGUUACAUGGUUACAUAAGACUGCAACUUCAGAAUGAAGAUAGGCCAAGGUCUCCCUGAUUUCAGUAUUUCAGCCUUGACUGUGGGCAGUGUCCAGUUUGAACUGGGAGAGAGUCUGACUUUGGGGAAGUUGACUGUGUUGUCCCCUUCGUUGUGCUGCCAUUUGACCAGCCUGUCCAAAGGCACCACGCUCAGUAGACACUACAGAGAGAUAAAGAGACACUGCAGCAACCUGAGGUUGUCCUGAGACAAACUUUUAUACUUGAACAUGGAGACUGCACAUGGAUUUUGGGUUUGUGCUCUGGAAUACACAAAACCUACAAUGAAAGAACAUAACCAGUCCCAAAGAUAAUUUCAAAGAAUAAUGGGAAUUUAAGGGGUAGCUGGGAGUAGGGAUUUGACAGUGCUUAUUUGACAUUAUUUCUCAGAGUUGCAAACUAGAAUGUACAAACCAUUAGCAUCAGAUAGCUUGAUGGUUGAAGGUUGUUAUGACCUUCUUGCGCAUGAAUUCUUCUACCUACUUCCCUUUCCCUUGUAAGAGAUGACAAAACAUGGAACCCUAGAAUGUGUGAGGAAGCUUGGACAUCAGGUGUAAGCAAAAACAUUUGCAGGCUGUCUGUCCAGGGCCUCUUCCUGUCCUGCAAGGGCUAGUGGGUCUUGGGUGUGUUUAGUUUAUUCUCAUGUUUGUGUUAUUUAGAAAAGUGAGUGGUCAAUAAAUGGCUUCAGAUUUAUAAUAAAAUCAUUUGAUACUAAAAAGGAAAUUUCACUUGGAAUUUGUCCUAAGUAAAUAAUCAUGAAUAUGCACAAAUGUAUUUUUACAAAGAUGUUUAUGUCAAUACUAUUUAUAGUGGUUAAAAUUUUGUAGCAAUCUCCAGGCACGGUAGCUCACAUCUGUAAUCCCAGCACUUUGGGAGACCAAAGUAGGCAGAUCACCUGAGGUCAGGAGUUCGAGACCAGCCUGACCAACAUGGAGAAACUCUGUCUCUACUAAAAAUACAAGAUUAGCCAGGCAUGCUGUUGCAUGCCUGUAGUCCUAGCUAUUCGGGAGACUGAGGCAGGAGAAUCACUUGAACCCAGGAGGCGGAGGUUGUGGUGAGCCAAGAUCAUGCCGUUGCACUCCACCCUGGGCAACAAGAGCAAA
Molecule: messenger RNA, 2031 nt
Organism: Macaca mulatta (Rhesus monkey)
Lineage: Eukaryota; Metazoa; Chordata; Mammalia; Primates; Cercopithecidae
Source: RefSeq, a predicted model, not a curated record